This is a messenger RNA of Fragaria vesca subsp. vesca, 2887 nucleotides long. RefSeq names its product potassium transporter 7-like. Gene Ontology annotation, biological process: potassium ion transmembrane transport. Lineage: Eukaryota; Viridiplantae; Streptophyta; Magnoliopsida; Rosales; Rosaceae. The coding region runs from base 1 to 2532 and encodes 843 amino acids. The record is from RefSeq and is a predicted model, not a curated record. Gene Ontology annotation, cellular component: vacuolar membrane; plant-type vacuole. Gene Ontology annotation, molecular function: potassium ion transmembrane transporter activity. The transcript is spliced from 10 exons.
AUGGGUGACGAGGAGAUGAACGGCGGAGCAGGAUCCAUGGACUCCAUGGAGUCCCGGUGGGUGUUUCAGGAUGAGGACGAGUCCGAGAUCGAUGAAGACGAGGACGAGGACCAGCACCGCACCACCGUGAUGGAUUCGGAGGACGAUGAAGACGACGAUAAUGCGGAGCAGCGGCUGAUCCGCACUGGCCCUCGCAUCGAUUCAUUCGAUGUGGAAGCCCUGGAGGUCCCCGGCGCUCUCCGAAACGAAUACGAGGAUUACAGUCUUGGAAGGAAAUUAGUAAUAGCUUUCCAGACCCUAGGGGUUGUAUUUGGUGAUGUUGGAACAAGUCCCUUGUAUACCUUCAGUGUCAUGUUUAGCAAGGCACCUAUUAAUGGAAACGAAGAUGUUCUCGGCGCUUUGUCACUGGUCCUCUACACCUUAAUUUUGAUCCCCUUGCUUAAGUAUGUUCUCGUUGUUCUUUGGGCUAAUGAUGACGGUGAAGGUGGUACUUUUGCUUUGUACUCAUUGAUCUGCCGACAUGCUAAGGUCAGCCUUCUUCCAAAUCAGCUCCCAUCAGAUGCCCGCAUAUCAAGCUUCAGGCUAAAGGUGCCAUCUCCUGAACUUGAGAGAUCUUUGAAAAUAAAGGAAAGGCUUGAAGCUUCUCUUACUCUGAAGAAGCUUCUUCUCAUGUUAGUGCUUGCUGGUACUUCUAUGGUGAUAGCUGAUGGCGUUGUUACACCAGCAAUGUCCGUAGUUUCAGCUGUUGGUGGUCUAAAGGUUGGAGUAGAGGCAAUUAAUCAGGAUCAAGUGGUGAUGAUUUCAGUUGCGUUUCUUAUAAUCUUGUUCAGUGUACAGAAAUUUGGGACAAGUAAAGUGGGACUUGCUGUAGGCCCUGCCUUAUUCAUAUGGUUUUGUUCCCUUGGGGGUAUUGGUAUUUACAACAUUGUUCAGUAUGACAGCAGUGUCUUGAGGGCCUUCAAUCCUAUUCACAUCUAUUACUUCUUCAAGAGGAACUCAACUAAAGCCUGGUAUUCUCUUGGGGGUUGUCUUCUAUGUGCAACUGGUUCUGAGGCAAUGUUUGCAGAUCUUUGCUACUUUUCUGUGCGAUCAGUCCAGCUUACAUUUGUUUGCCUUGUUUUGCCCUGCCUUAUGUUGGGAUAUUUGGGUCAAGCUGCAUACCUAAUGGAGAAUCCCAGUGGGGCUGAUCAAGCUUUCUUUUCUUCAAUUCCAAUUGGUGCUUUUUGGCCUGUGUUCCUCAUUGCUAAUAUUGCAGCAUUGAUUGCUAGUCGUGCAAUGACAACAGCCACAUUUUCAUGCAUAAAACAAUCAAUGGCACUUGGUUGUUUCCCUCGUCUUAAAAUCAUACAUACCUCCCGAAAAUUUAUGGGGCAGAUUUAUAUCCCUGUUGUGAAUUGGUUUUUGCUGGUGGUUUGCUUGGUGUCAAUCUGCUCCAUUUCAAGCAUUGAUGAGAUUGGAAAUGCAUAUGGCAUUGCUGAGCUAGGAGUGAUGAUGAUGACGACCAUUUUAGUAACAAUUGUUAUGCUUCUUAUAUGGCAGAUAAACAUUGUUAUUGUGCUGAGUUUCUUAGUAAUUUUCCUGGGGUUGGAACUGACAUUUUUCUCAUCAGUUCUCUGGAGUGUGGGAGAUGGAAGUUGGAUAAUUUUGGUCUUUGCUAUCAUCAUGUUCUUCAUAAUGUUUAUAUGGAACUACGGGAGCAAGCUUAAGUAUGAAACUGAAGUAAAGCAAAAGCUUUCAAUGGAUUUGAUGCGGCAAUUGGGUUCUAAUCUUGGGACCAUCAGAGCUCCAGGAAUUGGCUUACUUUACAAUGAGCUAGUGAAGGGUAUACCAGCAAUCUUUGGCCAUUUUCUGACCACACUUCCUGCAGUCCACUCAAUGGUCAUAUUUGUAUGUAUAAAAUAUGUUCCAGUUCCUGUAGUGCCUCAAAGUGAAAGGUUCCUAUUCCGCCGUGUCUGCCCAAAAAGCUACCACAUAUUUCGUUGCAUAGCCAGGUAUGGCUACAAGGAUGUUAGGAAGGAAAGUCACCAGACAUUUGAACAGUUAUUAAUUGAAAGCCUUGAGAAAUUUAUUCGUCGGGAAGCUCAGGAGCGGUCAUUGGAGAGUGAUGGGGAUGAUGGGGAUACAGAUUCAGAAGAUGAGUCCUCUUGCUCAAGAGUUCUUAUAGCUCCCAAUGGAAGUGUUUACUCACUAGGUGUUCCUCUCCUGGCUGAGCACAAGGAGUCGAGUAAGCCAAUCUCAGAAGCUAGCACAUCUGAUGAGGUGAGGUCAGUGCCUCCUACAGAUCCAGAAAUUUCUGAUGCUGAGCAGAGUAUUGAGAGGGAACUGUCUUUUAUUCGCAAGGCAAAAGAAUCUGGGGUUGUCUACCUUCUUGGCCAUGGGGAUAUUAGGGCCAGAAAAGAUUCCUGGUUUAUCAAGAAGUUAAUCAUAAAUUACUUUUAUGCCUUCUUGAGAAAAAAUUGCAGGAGGGGGAUUGCAAAUUUGAGUGUACCUCAUUCACAUCUAAUGCAGGUUGGCAUGACAUAUAUGGUUUGAGGAUUGGUUUUGUGGAUCAAAAUAAGGCAAACUUAACUUUCACAACAGAGUUGAAACACAAGCAAUUGGAGUUAUGAAAUGCCUUGAUGUUGCACGCCUUUCCCAUCAACAGAGGUUACAUUAUCACCUGCUUCUGGGAUUUUAGUGCCGUCAUUGGUUCUUGGCUGUUUGGCUCCAUCAAUCCUCGAAGCAUUUUGCAUGAAGUUCUGACUCCUUGGGUGUUCCAAUUUUUGCUGAUGUGCAUUCGGAAGUGUUCUGUAAUUACCAUGUUAAAGUAUGAGAAUGCAUAGUUCCACUCAAAAAUCAUCAUGUUGAAUUGGCAUUCAUAUACAAAAUUCUCUCUCUCUCUCAUUUU